AUGGAGUGGAAAAUCUACGACAAGAACCCUGCCAUCGUCACAGAUAACGCCAGGAAUAUGAUUGUGGCCGGUGCAGAAGCCCAGUUCAGUCCACACAUUACCUGCUUCGCACAUACACUCAACCUUGCCUCGCAGAAGGGUUUGGGGGUGGACCGUGCUUCCAGGUUGUUGGGGAAAGUGCGAAAAAUUGUUGGAUAUUUUCACCGCAGCCCGAUUGCAUGUCACGCCCUACAGGAAAAACAAACUCUGAUGGAUUUACCAAAACAUAAACUGAUCCAAGACAUAAUCACCAGAUGGAAUAGUUCAUUCGAAAUGCUUGAACGUUUUUUGGAACAACAGCCAGCUAUAAUGGCAACUCUGAUGUCCAAGGAUCUACGAAAGGGGGUCACAGAUGUAGGCACGCUGAGUGAGAAUGAUAUUGCCAACAUGGAUGACAUUGUUCAGUUGAUGGGUCCUGUCAAAAUGGCAACCACUGUGAUGUGUGAAGAAGACCAGCCAACUCUCUCUGUAAUUGCUCCUCUUCAAGCAAAACUGCUGAAACACCUACAGCCAUGCGAAGACGACUCAACCCUGGUUGCAGAGAUUAAGAGGGUGAUGGCCAGUGACCUCUCCACACGCUACAGAGGCACCCAAGAUGCUCUCAACAUAGCAUCAGCGUUGGACCCGCGAUUUAAAGAACUGCCCUACCUGGAAAAAGAGGACAGAGAACAGGUCUACACAAAACUGGUUUUUGAGGCAGAAGUGUCCCACCAGAUGCAAGCAAUGGGAAAUCAGGAGGAAGACGAGGGAAGCUCAAGCACAAAGCUGUCAGGAUUCAAUGAAGAGACCACAGCUCCAAAUGAGUCACCUCCUUGUAAGAAGAAAGCCUUAGAUGCGCUGUUUGGCGAUUCCUUCACCCAAAGAGAAAGAAAAUCCACGCGAGACAGCCAGAGCAGAGGUGUUAAGAUGAUAGCAGCCGCUAGCCAGGAAGUAAGGAGGAUGGUCUCGGGGUCCGAUGGUGUAGUAGCAUCAGGCUUCACAUUCUUGGACCCCGGGAGCUGGGUUAAGACGAUGGGAAAGGAAGGCACAGGGAUGCAGCUUCUGGUCCAGGGCAGAACGCUGGGAAAGGACAGCCCCCACUCCGACGUCCGAGGCAUCGACCUCCACUACGAACUGACAGGAUGGGUCCGGAUGGAUUAG
This is a messenger RNA of Coregonus clupeaformis (lake whitefish), 1179 nucleotides long. Its product is annotated as E3 SUMO-protein ligase ZBED1-like. Bases 1 to 1179 code for a protein of 392 amino acids. The transcript has 6 exons. The record is from RefSeq and is a predicted model, not a curated record. Lineage: Eukaryota; Metazoa; Chordata; Actinopteri; Salmoniformes; Salmonidae.